AUGUCGUCCAAAGAAUCUCAAGGAGUGAAAUUUUCCGAAUUUAAUCCAUCCCUGCCGAUGGAUAAACUUUUACACAACUAUGAAGAGGCGAUGGAUAGCAAAAUCGAUGUCGACUCUACAGAUCAUGAGGAAAUAUGGUUGGAAUUUUCGGAAGCUGUUAGUGGUUGUGUGUGGAAAAUUGUCUUCGACUCGAAUAAUCUCAGUAAAGAUGAUGCGGCUAAAGCAAGUGCCUUGUUAAAAAAAUAUCGAGACGAUAGUGGAUUUAUAAAUCCCACCUUUUACAAUAAAUGGAUUUAUAAAUUUAGAGAUGAGUUGUUAAAGCGAAAACUUUUGGAUUUCUGGAAAAAUGAAGUGGUGGCCAAGGAGUUGGGUCCAUUGUGGGCAAGAGAUUGCGACUUUUUUGAUAAGUCCGAUGAUCCAGAACCGGCCGAAUUUUAUCGACAUGCUGAUAGUGAGGCUCCAUGGUUGUCGAAAAAGGAAAAGCCCACAGUAAUGCCACCAGAUCUGUUUGCAAACACCGCAGCUUCACCCAAAUCCCCCAGCACCACAACAGCUGGGUCAACGGCCACCUUAAAGGAAAUCAGUUUAGAUAAUGCCUUGGCUGACUACAAACACAAUAUGGCAGCUCAAAACGACAUUGAUCCUGAUGAUGAAGAUGCUUUUACGAAAAUAUUCACCGAAGUUCGUACAAUUUUGUGGAAAUUGUUAUUCGAUGAAGCUACCUUGUCGGAAAAACGAAGCAAACAGGCAGCUGAAUUAUUGUUGGCCUAUAAGAGAGAUGCCUGUUUCCAAUCGCCAUACGAUUACAAUGAUUGGAUUCCGAAAGUUCGUGAUGAGCUAAUUAAACGUAAAAUGGUUGAUUUUUGGAAAAUCAUUGUCGAUCAGGAGUUGGGUCUUAUCUGGGCCAAGGAAUCAGAUUAUUUCGAUGACAUGGAAGAUCCUAAAAUCAAGGAAUUUUAUAAAAUCGGUGAUGAUAAAUUGAAGCAAGAGAAGAAAUAA
Messenger RNA from Musca vetustissima, 999 nucleotides. RefSeq lists its product as uncharacterized. The transcript has a single exon. The coding region runs from base 1 to 999 and encodes 332 amino acids. NCBI's taxonomy places the organism in Eukaryota, Metazoa, Arthropoda, Insecta, Diptera, Muscidae. The record is from RefSeq and is a predicted model, not a curated record.